CUGCAGCUGUGUCUUAACUCUCCAGUCAAUAGUGAAAGUGUCUGGUGACGUCAGAUACUGUUUAUAAGCCGGACCCUGUGACCACUCAAGCGACAGAAGCACAGCAGCAGGACCAAAGAGGAGCACAGCAUCAGGAGAAGCAACAGCAAAGAAAUGAAUGAAAGUGAAAGUAUCCUCCGUCCCGUCCUGACGUCACAGGCCGGUCAUAAGAGUGAACAGCACCUCCGACCGACAUUACCUCCCGUCAAAAAAGCCAGAAAGAGCACAACGACUCAGGCACCGACGACCAAACCCAGCACAGAAAUGGGCAAAAUCUACCAGGUCACGGUUAACGGACUGAAGGGGGAGAAGCUGAACAUCGACCUGUGCAACACGGAGGAGCAGAUGCAGAGCAUGACGGUCCGCCAGCUGAAGGAAAAGAUCGCGGAGAGGCUCCCAGAAACCGCAGGGCAAGACUCUGUGAGGUUGAUCUUCACAGACAAGAUGCUGGACAAUGACUCCGAUCUGCUGUCUGGAUAUGGAAUCCAGCAUAAGUCGGUCAUUCAUAUGGUGAUAAAAGUUCCCGGAGGACUGACGGCUUGACAGGAACGCUCUCCUCCUGUCACCACUUCCACUCCUGCCACCACUGCCACUCCUGUCACUCCUGUCACUACUGCCACCCCAGCUGCUUUUUUGAUUAUUGCUCAGGAAAAAUGUUUUUACAAUUUCUAAAGAUUUGCUGUGCGGGCUAUUUUGUUGUUAUAAUCCUUCAAUGUUCCCAUGUUGUCUCUAAAACUUGUCCAUUAAUGUAAAAAUAAAUCAGAAUUCCCUCUA
Molecule: messenger RNA, 813 nt
Organism: Acanthopagrus latus (yellowfin seabream)
Lineage: Eukaryota; Metazoa; Chordata; Actinopteri; Spariformes; Sparidae
Exons: 3
Coding region: 154-582 (142 amino acids)
Molecular function (GO): protein binding
Source: RefSeq, a predicted model, not a curated record